Molecule: messenger RNA, 2159 nt
Organism: Laetiporus sulphureus 93-53
Lineage: Eukaryota; Fungi; Basidiomycota; Agaricomycetes; Polyporales; Laetiporaceae
Exons: 1
Coding region: 192-2147 (651 amino acids)
Biological process (GO): protein ubiquitination
Cellular component (GO): cytoplasm
Molecular function (GO): ubiquitin protein ligase activity
Source: RefSeq, a predicted model, not a curated record
CACAAUCUGUAGGAACUCUCUCUCUGCGCUCGUCCUCACUAGGUCCUGAUCCAGCUACUCAGGAUCAGGAUCACGCAGUACACUAUUCGUCUGCAUCGACGAGCCCCUCCGCUUUCCCACAAUCAAAUCUGUCACUUGGCCACGAAUCCGACGAUUCCACGUCUUCAGCACAGAACACGUCGCAUAUAAUCAUGGAUGUGGACAUAGCCGAAGGCGAGGCCUCAAAUCCACCGUCUCAAUCCCCUGAUCCCGCUCCUACACGGAAUCCACGGCGUUCGCGGGUCGAUGAAGACAUCGACGAGGAGGACAUGCGCGAGACCAAUCGUCAACGUUUGCACUCCCCUACACCCGACCACCAGCACGAGCCGGAGCUCGCUUCGCAGCCCCCUGAAGCACAUGAAGCGCAGCAGAAUGCUCCUCGCACACCGCCACCGCCCUACAGCCGGCUCGUCUACACAUUCGACAUUUACCCGCCACCGCCACCCACGCCUCGGCAGGAGGGCAUGCAGGAAGGUGCUCAGGCUGACCCGCAGCAGGAUCAGCAACCACCGCACUUCCACGGCCCGUCGAUGUACAACUUCACCUUUCAAAUCCCUAUCGUGCCGCCCACUCCUAAUGCAGAGGGAGUCGUUCCUCCGAUGGGCAUGCCUGACUUCGCCCAGGGAUUUGCUCCUGGCGGCGAAGGAUUCUUCUUCCCGUUCUUCCCAUUCCCCUUCGGAGAGGCACGCGAGCCAGAGCCUGACGAUCCGGAACGUGCAGAAAAGCUCAUUCGUGGCCUUGAGGUGGUUCCUCCGGGGCUCGUGCAACGGAUAGAGCGGACGAGCACUGAUGAAGGAGACGCGAUGUGUUCAGUUUGCUGGGAGAAGCUUAGUUCGGAAGGCGGCGAUCUCGAGCAACAGACGCGCACGGAGGGCAUCGAGAGCAGCGGUCCAUCAGAGGCGUCGAUGGAAGUUGACAGCUCUUCCCCAUCCAACGAUCCGCUAUAUUCACAUCUGAAGGAUCUGCCAAAAGUCGUUGCUCUCCCAUGCUCUCACGUCUUUCAUACGUCGUGCCUGCUGCCCUGGUUCACGAAGCCGCAUCGUACCACAUGCCCUACGUGUCGUUUUGACAUCGACCCCGAGUCACUUACAUAUGUGCCGCCCCGACAGCGUAGGAUGCAGCAGGCUCCACAGGGGCAGGAACCGGCGCAGGCGCCGGCUGGUGUCCAACCAACACAACCACAGCCGCAACUCGCGCAGGCUGGCCCACAGCCCACCCCGGGUACCGCACCUGGUCAGGAGCAGGGUGCUCAGCCACGGACGGGCGCUCCUCCGUUCAUGCCGCUCGAAUUCAGCCUUUACUUCCCCGUUGCGCCGGGCGUGAUGCCCGGCGGCACGCCCCCUGCUCCCACAGAUGAAGUUACUGCCCAGGGCCAAGUGCCAACGCGGGGCCAGUCUCCACCGCCCCACCGGGGCUUCUUCGAGCGACUCUUUCGACCGCGACAUCACCAACCGGCCGAGACGCAGCAACAACCGCAGCCCCAACCUGCGGCUACUCCCGACGCUGCUCUCCCACCAAUCCCACCGGGCGGUGGCGGCGCUAUUCCAGGAUACGUCCGUCUAGAUGAUCAGACGGCUCGUACCUUUUUGCAGAACUUAUUUGGCCCAAUCCCACAGCGGGGCCCGGCGAACGCGCCCAACGCUGCUGCAGGCGGACCAGCGCCUCAGCAACGUCCAGCUCCACAGACAGGCGCCCACACCCAAGGCCGUCCUCGGCCACCUGAGAAGCGCCAGUGGACGUUACCAGCCCCGCCUGGCCUGACGCUGCGGCAGCGGGUCGAGCGUAAGGAGCGGGAGAUGGGCUUGCGUUGCUGGGACGUGAGCUGUGGACUCGGCCCGUCCGACGAGGACCCUGUGCCUGUUGUCGAUCCGCGCACGAUCCGUCAGAUCUCAAUCCGUCCACUCGGCGGUGUCGGCGAGAAGGUGUGUGAGCAUACGUUCCACCCGUCUUGCCUUGUGAGUGCGGAGCGGGUCGCGGGGUGGGGCGGCGAGGAGAAGAAGGAGGACAAGGAGGGCAUGGAGGAGGUGGAGGUGUCAUGUCCCGUCUGCAGAGCCGUGGGUGUCAUCCCGCGCACGGAUUGGGACGAGGGCGCGUGUACACUCGCGUAGGCUGCGAUCUUC